GACGCGAAAGAUGUCGACCGUCGGUGGAUUUGUGCCGUUGCCCAUCUCUUAUUCCUCAUCCGCGAUACACUACAUCUAUGCCCGUGCACAUGAAGGAUCUAAAAAGGCUACCAAACAACUUUGGCCUGUAGGCCGCACGCUGUUUCUGGCAAAUUUACCUCCAGAUGUCACAGAGCGAGAGCUCUCGCUAUUCUUCAAGCCUCAUGGAACGGUAGAGAGGUCGGCUUUCUCAGAGGAUGCCUUAGAGAAAGAGGCAUUAGAGGAAAGCGAUGUCGACAGUGAAAGUGAUGAAGAGGGAGACAUGGAGGCGGAAGGAGCGAGUGCAGAAGGAGAGGCUACCCAGCCGAAGAAACGACGGCGACUCAACAAACCCAAGCCUCCCCAGCCCCCUCAGGUCAUCCCGCUUCCUCUGAAACCCCUUCGGACCCUGCGGCACACAGGUCAAACAGCCCAUGUCGUCUUUCUCGACUCUUCCUCACUGGAACGCGCGCUCGUACCACCGACGAAGCCCCGACCCUGGCCGACGUCGGACGAACCGUCGGGAUUGGCUCAUUAUCUGACCUUGUAUGACUCUCUGCGGCCUCCACUCGAUGCUGUGCGUGCGUAUGCGGACUCGGCAAUGGAGCUGUACGAGUUCGAGGUGGCUAAAGCGAAGCAGAAAUCAAAAUACCGCAAGGGGGAAGCUAUCGUCGACGAGGAUGGGUUCACCCUUGUUACCAGGGGCGGAGCGUACGGUCAGACCGUGGGUGGCGGUGUUGCUGUGGCGAGUAAGAAGUUCCAGCGGACCGGCGAGACGAGCAGUAGGAAUCGAAAGAAGAAGGAGAGCAAGGAGAAGACUGAGUUUUAUGCGUUCCAGAAAGCUGAAAAGCAGCGGAAUGACUUGAUGAAACUCAAGCAGAACUGGGAAGAGACGAAAGCAAAGGUGGAGAAGCUGAAAGCGUCCCGGCGUUUCAAGCCUUACUAGGCUUCUUGUACGAGUGGUACUGGAAGCGUUGACGAUUCUUGCAAUGAAAGAUUCAACUCAUCUAAUCUGCCGAGCAUAAAUCGAUUUGGAUAUAUUCUAUGCGAGCGAAGCGACUCUGUGCAUGGUUCGAUACAUAUAGUAGAUGGUAUGGUGGUAGCCCGACAUCCAUGGACAGUGGACACAGGCCACUUUGGAAUGAUAUAUUAAUGCUAGAAUUGAGACCGAGUACUCAGUGCGCAUUGCCAGAAGCUAGAACCCAGGAAGUAGUAACCCUACAAACCGCC
This is a messenger RNA of Guyanagaster necrorhizus, 1248 nucleotides long. RefSeq lists its product as uncharacterized. The record is from RefSeq and is a predicted model, not a curated record. Gene Ontology annotation, molecular function: RNA binding. Gene Ontology annotation, biological process: ribosomal small subunit assembly; rRNA processing. NCBI's taxonomy places the organism in Eukaryota, Fungi, Basidiomycota, Agaricomycetes, Agaricales, Physalacriaceae. The transcript is spliced from 3 exons. Bases 11 to 964 code for a protein of 317 amino acids. Gene Ontology annotation, cellular component: CURI complex; UTP-C complex.